CCUGCUCACGACACAUGUAGCAAAUCCUCUGUUACAGGCCUAGCUUGAAGAUUUUAUGUGAUAACCUGCUGACACGAGUUCCUUGUCUUCAUCUGUGGGCGGCAAGUUAUUUCCAUGGAGACGCACCCGACAGCUGGCAAGUGGAAUAUUUAACCAGACCCCUCCGCUCUCCUCCGUCUGUCGUCAGAGAAGUCGAGCAGGACAUGAGGAUCAUUAGCCGCCAUAAUGUCCACCCUUACAGUAAGCGAGGUGUGCCCGACCACACAGACGGCCCGCCAGUCAGACGACUGUAUCACGGAGGUGAGGGUCACUCAGAUGACAGGCCAGUUGACUGUGUCACGUGCGGUCGUGAGGUGGCCAGGUUCCUACACAGUCUCCGUGUUGGUGUUACAGAGCGUGGGCCAGCAACAUCUACAACAGACACAUUUAUCAGCGGCGGCACAACACCACCCUGUCUACAGUGGAGAGACGUGCUGGUGUUGUACUGGGAUGACGUUAGUGACAACUCGGGUGUUGUGACGGGACUGCAAGAAGCGGGUAUCCCAGUGCGGAUGAUGAAGGAUGAUGACAUCGAGGACGUGGCCACGGCCCGCAGUGACGUGGUAUGGGUAGCCGGUGGACAUCGAGUUCGUGGUCUGGAGAGAAAAGUCAUCGUCUGUCUGGAGGAUCUUAAGUUGGAAUUGUUCAGCUCUAUCCGACUCGACCUCAUGUCUCGCUGUACGUCACAACUUGUGACUGUCUCCCCUGACAACUAGCCACCUGAAGACUCUCUCUACUAUUUUCCUCCAACGAUUCGAUUUGACAGGAAUGCACAAGCGACAAAUAAGCAUGUAGGGGGAGGCUUGU
Messenger RNA from Pomacea canaliculata, 846 nucleotides. RefSeq lists its product as uncharacterized. Lineage: Eukaryota; Metazoa; Mollusca; Gastropoda; Architaenioglossa; Ampullariidae. The record is from RefSeq and is a predicted model, not a curated record. The coding region runs from base 204 to 755 and encodes 183 amino acids. The transcript has 2 exons.